Penaeus monodon (black tiger shrimp) is the source of this 1000-nucleotide messenger RNA. RefSeq names its product glutamate-gated chloride channel subunit beta-like. The coding region runs from base 1 to 936 and encodes 311 amino acids. Gene Ontology annotation, biological process: chemical synaptic transmission; regulation of membrane potential; monoatomic ion transmembrane transport. Gene Ontology annotation, molecular function: neurotransmitter receptor activity; transmembrane signaling receptor activity; extracellular ligand-gated monoatomic ion channel activity. Gene Ontology annotation, cellular component: membrane; neuron projection; synapse. The transcript has 7 exons. Lineage: Eukaryota; Metazoa; Arthropoda; Malacostraca; Decapoda; Penaeidae. The record is from RefSeq and is a predicted model, not a curated record.
AUGGCUACCCUUCUUCUGACCUAUCGCAUCUCAUCUAUGACAGUGAACAUCUAUCCUGGUUAUGAAAGCAGUCUGGAGAUGAGUCAGUUAUACAGCGUAACGUAUUCCUGUGAUUUCGAGCUCCUCAUGUUUCCCUUUGAUGCUCAGCUGUGCCGUCUUCACUUCGAGUUGGUAUCGGCUUCCUCGUCGUACAUGACCCUCAUCCCGUCAGAGGCCAACUACACGGGUCAAGAUGAUCUCAUUGAGUACUCCAUUGGAAAAGUGUCUAUCAAAAUGGAUGAGGGAGGAGAGUUCUCAUCAGUAAGUGUGUAUGUGAGGUUCCAGCGUCGCUAUGUCUUCUACCUACUCACUCUCUAUAUACCAUCUACAUUACUUAUAAUCAUUGCCUAUGCGACAUUCUUCUUCAAUCCCCAAGACUUCAAUUCCCGCAUUGUGGUGGCUCUCACAUCACUGUUAGUGCUCUCAUCUCUUUACACACAGACUUCCAACUCCCUGCCAAAGACAUCUUACUUCAAGCUAGUGGACAUAUGGCUUUUCUUCUCUAUAGUGAUGAUCUUUAUUGUUGUACUGCUUCAGACAUUAAUAGACUUCUCUGCUACAUUUACAAGAAAGAACUUCUUGAGAGUUUGCUGCACUGGAUCUUCUGAAACGGAUAAAUCACAAGCAAAUAUAAGUCAAGAUAGUGCAAGACAUAACAUUACCAAGGUUCUAGUAUCCAGUAACAUGAGCAGUGAAGAACAGCACCACAGAGCAAUCACUAAUGGGUGGACGCAGGAUGAAUCGGCAUUGCCACUGAGAUACAGAACUCCAAAUGUUUAUCCUGUCAAUAUACCCCUCAUGAUCAAGAGCAGAUUCCUUAUACCAUUCAUAUUUUCCAUAUUCAACAUGGCUUAUUGGGGUUCAGCAUUGACAUACCUGCACAAUAUAGAAGACUAAAGAACUCCUAAGAAAAACAUGGAGCUCCAACUGCAGUAUACUACUACAGCAUAAAUAUAUAUAU